UGGACAAAUAUCAUGUAGCAUACUGCCCCCUAGUGGUGCAAUCACAGUACUGCAAUCGACCCUAUUUUCAAAGGCUUUGCUGUCGAGCAUGCCAGCUAGCUCAGAAUUCAAACCACUGAUGAGAAUAUUCACUGGGACCAUAUGUUUCUAUGUUGCACCUGACCAAAAUAUAAUCCAUGUUCACGAUUUGAAAAUCUAGAAAGAUGCCUGUCUCCAACAUUACAAACACUGUAGAUUUUAUGAAGUAUUUUCUUUUCAUUAUAUUAAUUUGUCUAUGCCAAGGAAUUCCAUUUUCUACUAAGGAUUUUGUUAAAAGAUAUCCAUGCCUUGAAUACAAUGUCUGUGAGUGUUCUGAAGGAAUAUAUGACCCUCCUUAUAGUGAUACAGUUACUGUUGACUGUCGGGCUAGGAAUUUGACUAAAAUUCCUGCUUUGGUGGAUUUAGACAAGAACAAGUACUAUCGUCUUUGGUUACGUGAUAAUUACAUCCAGUUAAUUAAUAGUCGGGAUUUCAGCUGUGAUUCAAUUGUGGAUAUUGAUAUUGGUGGAUAUAAUCAAAUACGUUAUGUUGCUGCUAAAGCUCUGAAAGUUACCAAUCGUUUCCUUCAGAAAUUGACAUUAAACAUCAGUUCAUUAAAUAUCUAUAAACUUCGAUUUUUACAUGCUGUGCCAACUUUGUAUGAGCUCACUAUUGAAGGUAACAACAAAUUGCACAAAAUCUCUAGCAGACUUCUCCCUGGUUAUAAAAUGAAGACUUUGAGAAUGCUUUCCUUAAUGCAUUGUGGAAUUGAAAAAAUUGCUUGGGAUGCUUUUUUGGGUGUGAGCAAUGUUAAAGAACUACAUCUGUCACAUAACCAUUUAACUAAUGUACCCAGUGAUUCUCUGAUGGGAUUACAUCAUCUUACCAAACUUGAUCUCAGUUUUAAUCGACUGACCACACUUGAUGGUCAAUCAUUUACUCAGUUAUUUAAACUUUCAGAAAUAGAUCUGACAGGAAAUGAUUUUACAGAAAUGCAAGAAAUUCCUAGUGAUGUAUUUAAAGAUCAGGAAGCAUCACUUCAUAAACUAAUAUUAUCAAAUACUUUCAUCAGUACAAUUCCAACUGAAGCAAUCCAGAAUCUUCAAGAACUUAAGACUUUGAACAUCAGUUAUAAUAAGAUUAAUGAACUUAAUAACAAUACUCAACCGUUUUUAGGUCUAAAGUUACAAGUACUGGAUAUUAGUGGCAAUAACAUUCCAUUGGAAGCAACUUUGCUAAAUGGUUUAGAAAAUACACUUUUCAAGUUAUUUCUUCGAGAUAUGAAUAUUACCUCCUUGCCUUAUACACUAUUAAAGAAACUAGGUUACCUCUAUGAACUGGACAUCUCAGGUAAUAUAAUGCCUAAACUUCCAGAUUACUUUAACAAAGGGCUCUCUGUAAGACAUUUUAUACUACGUCGCAUGAACAUCAAGAAAAUAUCAUCAAGGGCUUUCACUAAGCCAUCUGAAAUAGCAGAACUCUCCAUAGAUGUUGAAUCAAAUUUCAUUAGCAGUAUAGACUUCAUCAGGAAUAGUCCAGCUUGCACUUUUCACUAUCUGAAUCUGAUGGCAAAUCCAAUCAACUGUGAUUGUAUUUUAUAUGAACUCAUUGUUGAUAGGACUAUACGUUUCUCAGGAACAUGUUCCAGUAUUAGCCAGAAUCUGUUAAACUUGAGCUUUACCAGUAACUAUCUUCAGAGAAUGUUACAGCAAAAAUGUUCUCCAAGAACAUUCAACAGUCACUGCAGAAAUGAGUACAAAUCUAGACUAGCUCCACAAACAUCAGGAACUUCUUUGCAUACAUACAGCAAUAUAUUUUUGCUAAUAGGAAUUAAUGUGGCCAAUCAACUAACUUUAUUACAGUGAAAUUUGAAACUGAUGAAACUAUUGUUAAAUUAUACUAAGAAUAUGUAAAUAUUUCUGUGUGUAUCAAAAACAACAUCAGUGUAUUAUUGCUUGCAAAAGAUAAUCUAUUUAUUAUUUUACUUUUUGCAAACUUUCUUCUCUUUCAGCUCAAAUGUUUCUGAGUAUACAAGUAGUCAUUAUCACUAACUAUCACCAGCUAUUUGUACAGAAUCAUUCUACUUGUUUUAUACUAAAAGAUUGAUAAUAACUGUUCAAGAGACAUUUCUUUAAAUGUGGCUUUAACAAGUAACUAAACAUAUGGGUUGUAGUUUCAGUCCUUGCAAAUACUUUGUAUGUGAAUUAUUUGAAUGUAAUUUUAUUUCCAAAAAUGAAGUACAGAAACAAUAAUGAGAAACUCCUGUAAUAAUAUGUGUUAAGAUGGAAGUAGCAUGUGUUUAAGGUAUGUAAUGAGCCUGAUAAAGUAUAAAGUAGUCAUAUGUGCUUCCAUUCAUCAGAAAAUAAAACUGUAAUAGUUAUAAUGUAGAAGAACAAAAGGAAAUGGAGAUACACUAAUGUAAUUUUAAGUAACAUAAAAAGAGUUUAGAAUAUUACUGAUCUACAUUUUAUGUGAUAAUGAUAUUGCUAAAUAGAAAUAGAUUUUUUUUUAUUCAAUAACUUGUCAUAUAAAGAUGAGGCUUACAAUUUACAGGUGAUGUAUUAAAUUUUGAUGAUCAUGCUUUCCUAGGAACCUCAGUAACACAGAAAAUGAUUUAAUGUGAAUUAAAACAGACCUGAAAAAUUGAUUCACAGAAAGUAUGACAACCAUCGUUUGCAUCCCCAAACACUUUCUUCUACUUUUAACAGUAGCUCCAUAUGGAUGGAGCUACUGUAAAACAGAAGAAAUGUGGAUUUCAAGGAUUUGAACUUAAAUUUUCUCGUUUUAAAACAUCCCCUUCCAUAUCUCCAUGUUCAAACACUAAGCUUUAAUUAAUUCAUUUUCUAAAUGUUUAUAAUCUUAUAUACAUGAGGUACUACAGUAUUGUUAUGCUGUAUUAGAUAGCUAAUAGUGUACUGUUGGUUGAAACUUGAAUUGUCUUUCAUAGAAAUUAUCCUCAGUGUAGGUAAGCAUUAUGCACAAAAGAGGAAUGAUUUUCAGUAAUGAUAAAAUGUUGAUAUGUAAUUAUGUAAUUCUAUUAAAACAACUACAUAUUACUAAAUAUGCUCAUUCUUUCGUAAACUCCCUAGUAAUUAUAACUGUGAGUAACAGUAAAUAAAUAACAAAAGCAAGAUCAGUCAUUCAACACACCAGAAGUUUUUUUAUAGUACUUUUAAACAUGCAAUUCACUAGAGGAGUCCUGCUGUAGGUAUCCUGCAGGUAUCACACCUUUCUUGGUAACACUCUUCGGAUCUAUUUUAAAACGGGGGCCACAUUUUUCAUUAAUGUUUUACGUAGUGUUUUUGGUAAGGAAAGACUUUCAAACUUCGUAUACUUAUCUAUUUUGUGUUAUAGAACAGAAAAAUAUUUUUGUAUUCGAAUUUAUUUCAUGUAAAAAAUUGUCUUAUUUCGAUAAUUUCAACCAAUCACUGACAAGUAUUCAGUUGUUUACAUUUACUCCUUUGGCUGAUUAAGUGAUGUAAAGCGUAUUUAAUCUCCAUACCUUCGUUUUAUUUGCUUUUUUCAUUUUAAAUUUGCUUUAACCCUAACCCUAACCCUAACCCUAACCCUAACCCUAGGGUUAGGGUUAGGGUUAGGGUUAAUUGUUUCAGAAUCGUUUGUUUAUGUAGUCGGCACUUAAUGUAUAUCGGCUGAAUGGACGUCAGUGAUUGGUUGAAAUUACAGAAAUACGACAACUUUAACAUGGAAUAACUUAUGGAUUUCUUUUUUUUUUAAGAAGACUAAGAGAAAAAGAUGUUUUAUAUGACACAUUCUACCAGUGUUCCAAGUUUCAAAGUGUUUCGUUAAUGAAAAAUGUGGCCCCCGUUUUAAAAAAGAUCCCACUCUUCCAAUAUUUUUAUAUUCUGAUGAAAUUCUUCUUGUUCUACAUUUAAAUCACAGUGUUUCUGGAAAGUUAUCUCAGUAACUAUUGAGAUAAAUAGCAUUGCUACCCAUAUUAUAUACAGCCAAGCUUAUUAAUAUUGAGGUGCAUCUCCUCUACUGCUCUAUUGAUUAAGAGAAGUUGUUUGCCUCAUAUCUUCAUGAAAGAGAGAGGGUCUUUGACUACUAAAACAAACCAAGACCAUGCACAGAACUUAGUGCUGUUCGCUAAAUCUAUGAAAUUGGAGGCUUUUUCUGCUCAGUUCAUGAAAUUUACAGCAAAAAAAGCCAAAGCAGACACCUUAGUUCAAUGGGUAUCCAGUUUCACUACAAAGUAUAUAAAAGGGAAUUCUGUAUCUACAAAACUUAUUGUGAUGAGGCAAUAUUGAUGAUCUAUUUGGAAUUAAUGCCUCAUCGACCCAAGUGCUCAACUGGUACUUAUUUUAUCAACUCUGAAAGGAUGAAAGACAAAGAUGACCUCAGUGGAAUUUGAACUCAAAAUGUAAAGAUGAAUGAAAUACUUAUUUCUUUAUUGCCCACAAGAGGCUAAACAUAGAGGGGACAAACAAGGACAGACAAAGGGAUUAAGUCGAUUAUAUCGACCCCAGUGCGUAACUGGUACUUAAUUUAUCGACCUCGAAAGGAUGAAAGGCAAAGUCGACCUCGGCGGAAUUUGAACUCAGAACGUAACGGCAGGCGAAAUACCGCUAGGCAUUUCGCCUGGCGUGCUAACGGUUCUGCCAGCUCGCCAUCUUGAUGAAUGAAAUACUGUGCAGCAUUUUGUCCAGUCUGCUAAUGAUUCUGCCAGCUUGCCAUCAUACACUUCAAUGUCAUAAUGCUAUAUUAUAAUAGUUAAUAGUGUAGUGUCAGUUAAAACUGAAAUUGUCACCCCUAGAAAUUAUCUUCAGAGAGAAGAAAAACUAUUCUUUUAUUCUUUUAUAUGUUUCAGCUCAAAGGUUGUGACAAUGCACCAUCAGCAAUGUUCAUAAAAGAGGAAUUUUUUUGAUAUUGACAGAAUAACUUAUAUCUUUAGUAAGAAUUAAGGAAAAGCAAAUAAAGAAACUAUAUUUGUUUCUAGAAAAUGAAUAUUAAAUAUGUCAUAAUAAUCCUCCAAAAGACACACACACACAGCACAGUUAGAUGAAACAGGAGUUUCAUUCUAGCAGAGUAAUUGAGGUCUACGUCUCAUCUCUACCAAUCUUACAUGCACUACUACUACUACUCCUACUACUACUACUACUACUACUACUACUACUACUACUACUACUACUACUACUACUACUACUACACACACACACACACACACACCAC
Molecule: messenger RNA, 5208 nt
Organism: Octopus bimaculoides (California two-spot octopus)
Lineage: Eukaryota; Metazoa; Mollusca; Cephalopoda; Octopoda; Octopodidae
Molecular function (GO): protein binding
Source: RefSeq, a predicted model, not a curated record